UGGCGCCCGCCGACGCGGGAAGCGCCGGGCCUGGGACUGUGCGUCCGUGUUAAAAGCUUCCCACUCCCUCCCGAGGCCAUCUCUCCUCCUUUCCGGGGGACGCGCCGGGACGGUGCACCGCAGCUGGCGUUCCCUGGUCUGCAGUGCUCCAUUCAGCCUGAACUCUAAAAGAAGAGCCCUUUUUGAUGGAAGACAAUAAACACUGACCAGUCUCCAGCUAGAAAUUUUCGUUCCAGUCGCUGUUUUCAGACUCUGACCCCCUAAAACAAUGCCAAGAGUAAAGGAAGGAAAAGGUAAAUCUAAAGGGGCUCCUCCACCCAUCGCUCCAGUUCUUCAACAGUUCCUGAAAACCUAUGAGAAGCACUGUGCACACUCCCAGACAUCCAUGUGUCCAGCCAUCAGAAGAGACCUGAAAAGCAGCAUUGACAGUGAGCAGAGCCUCAGGAGGUUUACACUCAUAAGACCUGCCGACUCCCUGCCAGGCCUCCCACCGGUUUCCUUAGAACCUCUGCUCAUGACAAUCCGAGAUGAGCGGUACACCCCGGGGAAGGAGAUCUGCAUCUGGGGCCUUCAGCUGAGCAAUCCAGAAAUUGCCAGACUCUCUUGCCUUCUGGAAUUGACAGGGCGCACUGCCUGCCCAUUUACUACGCUGGAAAUCAUUGCUUGCAAGAUGGACCCAUGGUCUCUAGGGCGACUUGGGAAGGCUUUGCAGUUCAGCAGUUUGCUUUCUCUUGUCCUCGAUUAUUGCAGAUUUGGAAAUGAAGAAAUGGAGUGUAUCUUCUCAGGCCUGGAAAACAAUAAGAGGCUUCAAGGUCUCAGUCUGCGUUACUGUGGGCUGGGGCCGUGGAGUGGGCCACGGUUGGGAUCCAUCAUCAGCCGGAGUGCCGUCUGCAAGCUGCACCUUGAUGGCAACUCUUUGCAGUGCUCUGGAGCUCUGGCUCUGCUCAGGCCCCUAGUGGAGUAUGCAGAGAUGCAGGGGAAAGACCCACCAGGCACAGCCUCUCCUGACACUGGAAAUUCACCUCAGCUGCUCCACAAAAUAAGGAAUAAAAAGCGUCUAACUGAAGCUGGCCCUUGGUUAGUGAAGUUGCAGUUGGCAGAUAAUGGCAUAGAUGGCAAAGGAGAAGAAGGAGAAAACUUGUUGGAAUUCACACGAAUGCUGACGUGCCUAAUCAAAUACUCUGCCCAUUUAAGGGAAAUUGACCUUGGAAACAACGACCUGGGAGAAACUGCUGCUGCUGAUGUCCUUGGAGCCCUGAGAGCCAGAAAGACAGGAAAACUACCAGGAUUAAAAAUUAGAGUCACUCCUCAGAUAUCUUCCGAUACCUUUAGAUCUAUUUGGAAAAAUAGCAAGAAAUCUAAAACUACCUAUAAAAAGAAGAAAAAGGCUAAAAACUGAAUUACAGAGGCUGUAUUUCCCUGUGGAGCUCAUCUGUUUCCACAGCCAACCAGACAUAUCUAGAAAGACUGCUUGUUCUGCAAUAAUAUUUUUCAAUAUAAGUAAACCCUUUCUACACUCUUAAAAUUUGGUAGGUCUCUUUUAUGAAAGUUCGAAGUAGCACUGAUGUGAUGGCACUUGUCAUGCUUUAUAAAGUCAUGCCUGUGAAAUGCAUGAUUUCAAAGAACUGUAUUAUUUACCUAAGACAUUUCCUUCAUAAAUAUGCCUAUAGUUGUAAAAAUAGGGAUGUUUGGAAAUAAUAGUCAUUUCCUAAAAGACAAUAUCCCUAAAAAUUGGACUCUUCCCCAAAUGAGGAACCUUCAUAGCACUCAGUCGUACCAUGAAUAAGACAGCCUCCUGGAAAACGGAAGAGGUAUGGUUGAUAGGUGUGUGGAUGAUCAGUUGGUUCAGCUGAGUUUUAUGUGCCAUGAAAAUAUGGUGCAGACGUGCAGAGCGCACACUGGGAAUUAGCGAUGCCAGAAUUCUCUGUGGAGAACCAGCUUUUCCACAUGUGUGGCCUGUGGCAAAUCUGCUAACCCCACUGUGCACCUCAGUUUCCCUUUGUGUAAGAGAAAAAUAAAAAUAGCACCUAGCUCAUUUGAUGAGCUUUGAGUGAGCUGGCACAUGUCAAGUAUUUCUGGGCAAUGUAUUUCUCAGAAUAUUCAUUCAAAAGGAAGCACUGGAGCUGCUCUACUGUUGUUGUUUUGUUGUUGUUGUUGUUGUUGUUGU
Fukomys damarensis (Damara mole-rat) is the source of this 2167-nucleotide messenger RNA. RefSeq lists its product as uncharacterized. The coding region runs from base 269 to 1399 and encodes 376 amino acids. Gene Ontology annotation, molecular function: protein binding. The transcript is spliced from 11 exons. The record is from RefSeq and is a predicted model, not a curated record. Lineage: Eukaryota; Metazoa; Chordata; Mammalia; Rodentia; Bathyergidae.